Equus caballus (horse) is the source of this 2277-nucleotide messenger RNA. NCBI's taxonomy places the organism in Eukaryota, Metazoa, Chordata, Mammalia, Perissodactyla, Equidae. The record is from RefSeq and is a predicted model, not a curated record.
GCUGGGAUAGGCGUCCCAUAUAUAAAGUAGAGGAAGAUGGGCACGGAUGUUGGCUCAGGCUCAGUCUUCCUCAAAAAAAAUAAAAAUAAAAAAAACCUCAGAAGGCCUAAUGGGGUAUGCAGGAAAAAGCCAAAACACAAGACCUCCCUGUGCCCAGAGGCUUUCCAGAGAGAUUCUUUGUAUACAAAAAUUUACCUAUUUGUCUAGUGUAUCAAAUAAUCGCUGUUGGGCGGACUUAGUAAGGAGGCUGUCAGGGGCUUGUCUGUGAACGGGGCCUGAGGUCCUUCUGUGGGCAGCUACUGCUUUCCUUUGCCCCUUGCAGCACAGUCUCCCACAGUAGGCACUGGGUAAAUACGUCAUUGCUCAUCUACUCAUAAACUUUGUCACUUUACUUAAGAGUGAAAGGUUCUCGUGAUUGACCCCUAAGGAUUGCUGUGUGAGAAGUUCACUGCUCCUUCCAGUUACCUGAGCACAUCAGGGUCCUUUUUGAUGCUCAAGCAGAUAAAAUUCCCCACUCCCACCAGUGGGGAAAGCAAGUUGUCACUGCUGGGAGAUUGGCUGCACAGAACCGCACUAACAGCAGAGGAGAAAUCAGGAUCCACAGUGGCUUGGUCUUUCCCGUCACCCUGCCCCUCCCCCCCCACAGAAGUGAAAUUGACACCUAGCUAGCUUUUGGUAGUAAAGCAAUGCAACUAACAACCUUCUAAGUUGCGGCAGGGGUGACCUCGAGCCCAGAUGUCAGGGGCUUGGUGUUUGCUGGCAGAGAUCUGGAUGGGGAGUGUGCCCUUUCCUCGUCACCUUACAAGAUGUCCCAGCCCCGGCUGCUGGAAGGAGGCCUGGGAGGAGCACUGUGACGCAUUUGUGACAAGGACCUGCCUGAAAGCCAGGGCGGGUGCCCUCCGAGUUCUCCCUAGGGAGGCCUUGGAGGCCUAGCAAGACCAAGAGAGCCUGGAAACUUGGCCGGCGUCCGGCACAUCAUCCUCGUCCUCUCGGGAAAGGGGGGUGUUGGGAAAAGCACCAUCUCCACGGAGCUGGCCCUGGCCCUGCGCCACGCGGGCAAAAAGGUGGGGAUCCUCGACGUGGACCUGUGUGGCCCCAGCAUCCCCCGCAUGCUCCGGGCACAGGGCAGGGCUGUGCACCAGUGUGACAGUGGCUGGGUGCCUGUCUUUGUGGACCAGGAGCAGAGCAUCUCCCUCAUGUCCGUGGGCUUCCUGCUGGAGAAGCCGGACGAGGCCGUGGUGUGGAGAGGCCCCAAGAAGAACGCGCUGAUAAAGCAGUUUGUGUCUGACGUGGCCUGGGGACAGCUGGACUAUCUGGUUGUGGACACGCCCCCAGGGACCUCUGAUGAGCACAUGGCCACUGUGGACGCCCUGCGCCCCUAUAGCCCCCUGGGGGCCCUCGUGGUCACCACACCACAGGCGGUGUCCGUGGGGGACGUGAGGCGGGAGCUGACCUUCUGUAGGAAGACGGGCUUGCGGGUGAUCGGGCUCGUGGAGAACAUGAGCGGCUUCGUCUGCCCGCACUGCGCGGAGUGCACCAACGUCUUCUCCAGGGGAGGUGGCGAGGAGCUGGCCAGACAUGCUGGAGUCCCCUUCCUAGGCUCUGUGCCCCUGGACCCCGAGCUCACAAGGAGCCUGGAGGAGGGCCGAGACUUCAUCCGGGAGUUCCCCAAGAGCCCUGCGUUUCCCGCCCUCUCCUCCAUAGCCCAGAAGAUUCUAAACGAGACGCCUGCUCAGCUCCCCUGACCAAGGCGGCCUUGAGCACCUCCUCCUGGCCACGUGGGUUUUAGCUCACACACUCGAGCAGGGGUCCUGGGCGCAGUUCCCAGGACCCACAGAGGCUGGCCCUUGGCUGUCACAUGCUCGCGUCUCCCUGCUGGGGCCCUGCCCUCAGAGACAUUUCCGGUGCUUGUGCAGCAUCUUGGCAUCAGAGCUGGUGACCGUGAGUGGCUCUGCCAGGUUGGCCUGGGGGCCCAGGGGACAUUGUGGGGUCCAGGUGCCAUGGCCUGAGCCCUCUGGUGACAUCACAUUCACUCUUCACAUCUCAGUAUUCACACGCCCGACAGGCGGACAGGCUGCCCUUCCCAGCUGUCCCCACAUUGUUCACACAGCUGGUGUGUCUGCAGGCUUGCCAGGCCACUGCUGUCCUCAGUGGCCCUGGGUUCUCAGCAGCCUGUGAGUCUGCAAGAGAUCAUGCUGACAGAGGGGAACACCCUGUGAGGUGCUACACUUGUAACUUCAGAGGAACUCACAAUUAAACAGGUCUUACCGCCCUGCU